AUGAGUAUUCAUCUCAUCUUGACUGUCGCCGCAGUCUUCGGUCGCUAUUUUGUGAUUAGAGCGUUUCACAAAUUUUAUAGUCUUCGAACUGCUUCCAACGUUAUUCUGGUGAGUUUGUCAACCGCUGACGGUUUACUGGCGAUUCCUUUGAUUUUCGGCAUCGUGCAAAUGAGUCUUAGACUGUUAAACGACUCUGAUGCUGAGUGUCGCUCCGGUCCUCUUGGAAAAAUAACCUCAACAUCCAGCUUCUUUCUCAUCUCCGUCAUAAUUCUUCACCUCGCGUUGAUAAGCGUAGAACGUUUAAUCGCCGUGAAGUUCGCCUUAAGAUACCACACCAUAGUGACCAAUCCUCGAGCAUUGAUCGUUGCCUUGGCGAUGUGGUCUUUUGCCGCGACCGUUACGGUUACGAUAACUUUUGCAACGACACUUGUAGCAAACAGUGGAGAUAUUGAACGGUUUCGCCAAGCGAUGGAUCCACACUGUAAAAACCCUGAAGAUCCUUUGGAUCACGAUCUUAAUCCGUUAAUCAAAGGGCUUCUCAUCUUUCUAGUAAUGUUUUUGCUAGUCAUCCCCUUGGUAAUCAUUUUGUGUUCAUAUGGCUACAUCUUUAUCGUCUCCUACAAACAAAGGAAAAAUAUAAGAGGACAAAACAACAUUCCAGGAAUGGCUACCGCCAUCAAGCACGAAAUGAAAGGCGCCAGUACUCUUGCUAUUGUUGUAGCCGUCUGCCUUCUCAGUAUCGUCCCACUGAUAAUCGUCACAGGCCUUCGGUUUUUCGGCGAACUUCCCGAACGUUGCGACCCAAAGAGAAAGUUAAUUAAGUUUAUUGUUUUUGACUUAGCAACAGGCUUAAACACCAUCUGUAAUCCUCUUGUCUACGGAUGGAGAAAUGCAAAAUUCAGAACGGAAACUGCUGAAGUGCUCUCAAAACGCGAAGUUGUGCACCGUCGGAAGCUGGGAUUAAAGAGCCUGCUGUUUUAAAUGGAGAAUUUGCCACCAGAAAAAAAUUACUCGAAUGGGGUCGAACAUUUUCCAGACUUUAGGAGCAAGUUCUGGCAAUAGGGAUUUUGGGAAGAAAAAUGGGAAGAAAAAAAAACUGCUGCGACAUAUUUAAUGCCUUUUUUUAAACAGUUAACACAUGCAUGAUCAGCUUUCAUUAUAUCCAUGCGAAAUUUACAUUGAUCCAAUUUAUCCAAAAGUGACUAGGAUGAGUCCAUCGUUUGCCACAAAAUAAACUAUAAUGGACUAGAAGUUCUGAGAAGCAAGCUUCACAUACCCAGCAAAAGUUGACCCAAGUUUAUCCCCGGGUCUUAAAUAAAAUGCUUUUACUCGAAAAUCCGGCUGAAAUUCAUCUCGGUUUUUAUAAACUAAAUCUCAAGGUUAAGGAAACUUUUGGGCAAUGAUAAGGAGCGUUCUAUUCAGUACAUUGUGGAAGUAAGAUAAAGACGAACUACAAAAAAUUUCUCAGAACUUAUGCCAGACUGCAUGCAGUUUUUCAAAAAGAAGUGAUGUUAUUUACAAAAGAGGUGAUGGUCGAUCCAAGUUGAUGGAGCUCUUAUCCAUAUCAGCAAAUACAGUGUGCCGAACACAUUGUUAACACAAAAUCUAAUCAUCGGAUUAUCUUUCUUUUCCUAGAAAAGAAACUUAGUAAAUAAAUAAAUAAAAACGAAUACCAAAAACUGUAAGGAAAAAACGGUAUUGAUACAGCUCCUCAGGAUACAGUAAAACAAAAAUUAUCUGCGGUAAACGAGCGAUGCACAAAAUAGAUACCAGUUCUCGACCGAGAAGAACUAUCACAUGAGAUCGAGGUCGAAUGAACCAGGCAGCCAGUCCAAGAUUUCGUCCAAACCGUGAAAUCAUAUGGCAUCCAGGACGAUACCUACCCGAAUCCCGCGGGAAAAGAAACACGACUCUAAUAGUAUGCGGUCACCUAAUUCCUCAAACGGGAAAUAAACACUUUUCCAGUUACGCAGAAUGAUAUACUAAUUUUAAGCACCUUCUGUACUCUUCAAACAGAUCGCCGCUGAGCUAUCUAAGAGUUCUAUUUUUGUCUCUGUAAAAUAUCUUUAUUAAAGGAACUGCCCGUGGGUUCUGAAAUUCGAAAAAGAAAAGUGGCAAACUAAGUUUUGCAACCAUAUUUGGGUGUUUGCCAAUUUUUCCUGUUUGGUCGCCUCUUUUCUUUACAUGAACACCUGUUGAAAUGUGGACGUUCUUUAUUGUAUCUAUUCCGCUCCAAACGUCUUCCGCUCUUUAAUAAGUUUAAUUUCUUAUAACUGUCGCCAGAAAGUGUGAAUUCAAUUUAUUUCUCCUUUCGAAUUCAUUAUUUUCCUACAUAAUGGUUUACGCGUGUCAAUUAAUUUUUAAUAACACAGCAUCAUAAAGUUAGAAAUGAAAACUGACGUUUCCUAGUCGCUUGAUUAAUGGCUCAAAAACGAAGGUGUCGAGCCAGUCUGUCUACUUCCUUGAACAAAAACAAUUUCUGUUCAGCUGACAGCUGAGAGUGCAUAUUAGAAUUUAAAACGGCUAUUUUAAGCCGAAACUUAUCCACAGUCGCAAAGAAACAGGACCCAUGCAUUUUUUAUGCGUGAAGCCGGUUCCGAUGUUGAUAUUAAUAACUGACUUGAUAGUCUCUUAAAUGAUAAUAAUAAUGAUAAUAAUAAUAAUGAUAAGAUUAAUAAUAAUAAUAAUAAUAACAAUAACAAUAAUAAUAAUAACAAUAAUAAUAAAAACAAUAAUAAUAUUAAUAAUAAUAAUAAUUAUUAUUUUAGUAAUAAUCAGUAAUAAUAAUAUUAAUUCAAAGGAGUAUUUAGGAGACGUUUUUAGACCUGCUAAAAAGCUCGCACUUCGUACAUGUUCGGUUGUUCCUUGUAUUUUAAACUCAGUAAGACGCACUUACUAGUUUAUGAAACUUUCAAAGCCUGCUGUUACAACUAAUUUUUAUUAAGAGUGCCACAGUUGUUUUGUUUUUCUUUCUAGGCCAAAUAUAAGGUUCUUUUUUAUGAAUUAUAAGUUGACUCUGUACAAAUUCAAUUCACCGUUGAACGCAGUCAGGUGUUUAGUAUAAAUUAAGAACACUGCGUGAUAACUAGUUUAUUUGCUCAACUCUAUACUAUGCAAUUUUGACAUCCUAUUUACUUUCUUAAUGGAUUCUCAAUGAAUUAGCGAGGACAUUUAGAGUUUGACGUUGUAGAAAGCAGUAAUUAAGACAGUUACCCAAGGUUAACCUGUAUAUUAUAUGGACAAGCAUGUUUAUUUGGUUUUUGGUUAAUAGAAAUGGUUUAAUUCUACCUUUAUUGCAGUUGCGGGGUAUUUUGUUUUGACGCUAUUAAAACAAAAGGAACAUCAUCAAUAGUAGUUAUCGUUAUCUAAUAUCCUUUGAUCAUAUACAGAGUUGGGUUCACCUGGCCAUGGCUGAAUAUUUGUAUAGUUUGAUUAUGAUACGAAACGGAACAACAGUGGUAUGAGUAAGUGUUCCGAAAACGAUAGAUAACAUAGGUGGCACAAUUUUCCUCCCGCAAUGCCGAAGAAUUGCUCGCCUGGCGAUGCCUCACAGAAUUGGAUAUUUAUUCUAAAGUUGAACGUUUGUGGGAUUAUCACAGUCGCUGCCGUCCUCGGCAGCUAUUUCGUGCUAAGAGCGUUUCACAAAUUUCGCAACUUGCGAACUGCUUCCAACAACAUUUUGGUGAGUUUGUCUAUCGCCGACGGCUUAAUAGCGAUUCCUUUGAUUCUUGAUAUCAUUUUGUAUAAUGUUGGAAAUCGUUCACUUUUUUUGUAA
Molecule: messenger RNA, 3775 nt
Organism: Porites lobata
Lineage: Eukaryota; Metazoa; Cnidaria; Anthozoa; Scleractinia; Poritidae
Source: the annotation of a GenBank genome assembly